AUGAAGAGAAUAAGUUUAAAUAGACUUAAACAAGAAGCUACCAAAUUUGACUCCCUUAAGUCUACUAUUUCUACACUUGAGGAUCAGGGGAAAUUGCAAUAACUUUUUGAUAUAAUUCUGUCUAUAUGCUCGUAGGAACGAGCAAUUAAGAGCAUUCACUAGUAACUCUUGCAGUCAUGCUAUCAAAAUAAAAAUCCCUCGCUUGGGCCAUCAAAGAACGGUAAAGAAAAUAAAAAUAACAUUAAUAAUGAUGAGUGCAAUAUCGAUUUAAUGGAGGAUGGACUCAAAGAUAAUCUAAAGCUAAUAAUGUAAAUGAUGAUUGAUGAUAUAUGGAAAAAUUAUGACUCUUAUACAGUUGGUUAAAAGGUACAAGAGUAGAGGUAAAAUUAGUAAUCAGCACUAUCGGGAAAAAAGAAUAUAGAGUCAAUGAAACAGAGUAGGCUAUUCCAAGAGCAAAGAAUUUCAGUAGCCUCAUCAACUUUUAACAGAGACUUUAUUGAGCCAGUUCAUCAUCAAAAUAAAAAAGUUCCACCAGCAUAAUCAAGAUUAGGAUCUCACAAUCAACAUCAGUAACAGCAAUAAUAACAUCACUAAGUCAACCAUUUAAUUAUUGAUGAUAUAUCGAGUAGCGAUAUGAGUGACUAGUCCAUGAUAAAUCCAGCAACUGCUGCAGCAAUCAGCGAGGACAAAGAAAACUUGACCCUUGAUCAGAUAGCAAACAUAAAACAUCAGAAUAGCAAUGGAGGCGGGAAGUCAGGCAUUUUUAACUAUAAUUCGAACAAUACUGAUUACGGAUAAUAGCAUUAGCAGAUACAUGUGAAGCCCAAAAAGAACUGGGCAGAUACACAGACACGCAGACACACUGAAAAUCAUCACUACCUAAAUUCGAAUCAGUUCAGGCUUCAAAGUGAGUCAGAACUUCUAUUAAGUCAAUUCUAAACACCUUAAUACAAGCAAUCAGAGAUUGGAAACCCUAUAAGUAGCCCGCAUACUGAUGAGAGGGAUUCUCUUAUUUAAUAGCAGCGUAUCGCUAAGCAAAAGCUUCUUGGCAUAAACUUGCUUAGCUAAGAAAAUUCCGCUAAAGACUCUGUCUGUCACAAGAAGCAGCAAAGAAUCUUAAGUGAUAACUUUAUGACAUCUUCUCAAGCUGAUAAUAGAGUUAUGGAGCAUCCAAACUUAAGUUUAGCAGAUCUAGAUAGUAAUUAGAGACAUCAUCCAAAGGAAUCAACACCUUAGCAUUUGCUGGUAAAUGCGAAGAGUCACUAGUAAAUGGAGGAGAUUAUGCUUAAGAACAUUUGGGAGAUCGAGAACAAUCCUAUCUUUAGCAGUGGCGGUUCAAUUAGUGAUGAAAAGGAAUUCACUAAUAUGGAUGCUGGAGUGGUUAAACAAUUCAAGUAAGAAAGCUUUAAGGCAAAACAGUCAGUAGUUAGUUAAAACAAAAGAAUAAACUAUCAGAAGAUAGAUCUUGAUAGUGAUGACUAGCUUAGAGAAAGUGAUGUUGAAAUAUAGAUUGAUAACUAUUCUAGACAUAGCAAGAGACUAGAAGCAAAACCUAUUGAGAAGAAUUAAAGGCAUUAUGAUGGGCCAAUACAAAUAGAUGAUGACAGUGAGUACAACAAUGAAGAUGGGUACAGCAAUAAUGAUGGAACCGAUGAAUAACUGACUAAUUAGUACAUCACAAGAAAGUAAGAUUACACAAGCAGUUAGCAUCAGUAAGAUGUGUUCAGUGAAAGUAGAGUGCCAGUUACAUCAAUUGAUGGGCACAUGCCAAAGCUUAAUUAUCAAGCUCACGAGGGAGUAGAGAAAAAGAUAUCAAAACUAAAUCUGAAUUAAGGGGUUCUUCAAUCACAACCUAAUCUACUAUUCCAGUUUUAACAGCAAGCAUUUGAAAAUGAGUAUGAAAAUAGUACUUAGUAAUUAGUAAUGGACCAAUAGUAUCUUAAGAACAUCCCAAAGACUGGAAGAGAUCACUAUACCAACAAAUCUAAAUAGAAUCAUACCUAAUAAAAUCUAAAGCAAGCAGUGAAUCUUUUGAACAGCUAAAACAAUCUCUAUAACACUACCUAGGACAGCAAUAGUUUGAUGCUAUCUUCUGAUUAGCCAACUAAAAUUUCAGCUGAGGAGGUUAUAAGAAAUUACACUAAUGCUAAUUUUAUGCCUUAGAAACAGGCUAGUGAUAGACUGCAUCUACUAUGUCAAUCUAGAGAGUUAAAUCCCUUGGUAUCACUCUCAGUAGAAAAUGAUGAUGAAAAUGGAAAGCAUCACUCUCCACAUAAGCUUAAGCUAGUUCCCUAAACUGCAAGAGUUAACAGUCAGAAUAAGCUUGUUGACUCCAAUUCAAAGAAGAAAAAGUAAGACUUAUUAAAAGAAUCUCUAAAGUAUCAGCAAAUGAAGAAUUAAGGCAAAAGAGAGAAUCAAAACUAAGCUCCAAAGCAAGCUGGCAAGAACACUUAACUUGAGAUUCAAUGUUAAAUAGCUAGCAAUCAAAAUAACCAAUAGUCAUUAUAGCAAUCUCAAAGCAGGAGUACAAGCCGAUCAAAGACCCCUCUAAAUGCCAGACCUAUGACAUCUCAAAGCCAGAUACAGUCUAGAAACAUUGCUAAGAAGUAGUAUCAAAUCUAGCAAUGUAUGACUUAGGGUAAUAUAAUGAAAAAAGAUGAUAGCGGACUAAUGGCUAAUGAAUCAAAGCUCAAUAACUAUAGCUUGAUAAAUAAACUUGCCUCAUCAACUGAACAUGAAAGGAGAUUAACUACAUCUGCCUCUCAGUAAAGUAGUAAGUAAGGAAAUGAGAGCAAAUAUAUAGUCAAUAAAUUGGCUAAGGUUAUAAAAUCUAAGGUAGGAACUUCUUCAAGCUAAAGCAGAAAUAGUAUGAAAAAGCAGAGCUCAACAGCUCCUUUAAAUAACUAUGAAAACUUUUUGAAUACAAAUAACUCUAACUAAGAUAAUAUCUAGGUCAAUUACUUAGGAACCAAUUAACAUUAAAUCAAUGUAGACUAUUCCAAUCAAGCAUUGAUAAAUAAAGCUAUCUUGAAUAAUAGCAGCGGACCUUAUACAAAUAGCUCAGCUUCUUAUAGAUAAGGAAAUAACUAAGUAAAUCAUAUAGCAUUUAACCAGGUAAAAGGCAACCAUACCACAAAGUUCUAGUAAUUUACCUUAUCUUAACAAAGAACUGAUUCUUAACAGAGUCUUAAGUCAACAUAAUCCUAGGCAAAUCAUCUCUCUACCACGAACUCAUAAAUUCAUCCCAAUCAGAGCUAGUUAACUUCUACUACAAAAAUAAACAAAUUUUCCAUGCGAAGAUUUACAGCUGAUGCGACUAAUGAUGAAUCGUAAAAUAAUAAUUACAGAGGAGGAGGUUAGAGUCAGCAGCAAAUCAAUCAUAUAAAUUCUCAAACUCAGUUAAUGAAUAUGACUUAAUUAUCUUCAAAUGUACUUGCCAAUAUUGGAUAGAGCAACUCGAGUAAGAACCUUAACUAAUCAAACACCACCUUAACUUCUAAUAACAAUCUGCCACCUCACUAAAGAAGUAUGGUCCAUCUUCAUCAAAAUUAAGGAACCAUCUCUCCCCAAUAAAUUAUUCGAUAGAUGAAACAAUAAAAUACAAAUGAUAAUAGUGCAAUAAUCACCAGUUCUGGAAGUGCAUAAGGCAAUCAAAAUGUGGGCUCUAGCAACACAAGCAGUCUAGGCUCUGGUACAGGCUAGAUUCAUCUCCAGCCACUCUAAUAAAUACCUUCAAAAGGCACUACUGCAGCUUAAAAUCAUAAAAAUGUGAUAUCUAAUACAGCUGCAGCUCAAGCCAUUAUAUAUGGGAAACUAAUAAAGAAGUAAAGAAAGAAGAUUGAUCUAUGUUGA
Messenger RNA from Stylonychia lemnae, 3852 nucleotides. NCBI's taxonomy places the organism in Eukaryota, Ciliophora, Spirotrichea, Sporadotrichida, Oxytrichidae. The record is from the annotation of a GenBank genome assembly.